Molecule: messenger RNA, 3193 nt
Organism: Canis lupus familiaris (dog)
Lineage: Eukaryota; Metazoa; Chordata; Mammalia; Carnivora; Canidae
Product: protein MIS12 homolog
Exons: 1
Coding region: 16-402 (128 amino acids)
Biological process (GO): protein localization to kinetochore; mitotic sister chromatid segregation; kinetochore assembly
Cellular component (GO): nucleus; chromosome, centromeric region
Source: RefSeq, a predicted model, not a curated record
ACAAAAUAAGCCAAGAUGUCUGUGGACCCGAUGACCUACGAGGCCCAGUUCUUCGGCUUCACACCGCAAACCUGCAUGCUGAGAAUCUACAUUGCAUCUCAAGACUACCUGUUUGAAGGGAUGCAGGCCGUCGAACAGGUCAUUCUGAAAAAGCUAGGUGACCUCCCAGGCUGUGAGAUCAGCCCCGUCCAGGUUUGUAAAUGCGCAGAGAAGUUCCUCGGCUUCAUGAAGGGACGUUUCCAUAACCUUUUUGACAGAAUGGAGCAGCUGUUUUUGCAGUUGAUUCUGCGCAUUCCCCCAAACAUUUUGCUUCCGGAAGACAAACCCCAGGAGCUGCAUCCUUGUAGUGAGGAAGAGUUCCGGCUCCUCCAGGAGGAAAUUGAACAGUUACAGGAGAAGUAGAAGACCGAAUUAGGCGCUAAGCAGGCCCUUCUCGCAGAAUUAGAGGAACAAAAAAUUAGGCAGGCCCAACUUAAGCAGACACUGGUUUUGUUUGAUGAACUCGAAAAUGCUGGCCGAGAUCAUGGGACUAGUGAUUUCAGACUAUUAGGGACACUGUGGAAUGGGAAGGCAAGAGAAUGAAAAUACUGUAAUUUCUAAGCAGUGACAGGAACCCGUCAGAAAGUAGAAUAGGAAGGGAUUGAUGUGAAUGAUAUUCUGGUGAACUGAAUGUCUUACGGGAUUUCAUUUAUUGGCUCUUUCUUGUACUCCGCACUUCCCUCUGUCUGGCCCCACUCUGCUAGGGCAUCUACACUACCCUGAACUGAUCCUUGGAGCCCGUGUUCCCUAGAGACCUCUCACAGGUGGGAAGGGGUUCCUGGUCCAGCAGCAUGUCACCGGCACCAGGACUGCAGAGAGAUCUGUAAAAGCAGUUCCUUGAUCAGGGGCUCCUUGUAACCUUGAUCCUUCUGACUUAUUCUUUGGAUGCGAUCAAAUGAGAAAAAGGUUAAGUGGGCGGCUUUGUUAGGAACCAGCCACUGCAUGGCUGGAUGGGCGCCGGCACCCGUGGCCUGCUCUCGUCCACGAAUUGCCUUACACAGCAAGUUAGCUGAUGGGAAGAAGCAAAUAGAGAAACACCACCCGUGUGAUCCUUAGUAAAGAGGAGAGAAGUUGUUUUCAUUCCUAAAAUAAAUGCUUUCUGUGAUCAUGAAAAAAAAAAAAAAAGAAUUUCUGGUACAAAAAGUUCAUGCCAACAAAAAGCAUUUUGAGUAAGUCAGAAACCCUACCUAAUUUGUACCUUCACUCCCUAAACACUUACUGAGCAAGUUGGGGGGCCAGGCACGGUGCACAGUGUGAAAUGUGAAAUGUAAGACGACAUCCUUGCAUAGAGAAACUUACAGUCUGGAAAGCUGGAUGUGUGAACACAAGCAGAGUAAGAGCUAUAGUCUGGGACAAAGUGCUGAGGGAGCCCAAAGGGGAAUACAAACAUCUUCCUUCCAUCAGAAGGAAAAUCAACCCUUCCACUUUGGGCAGAAGAGAUCACCACUCGCUGACCUACCACAUUCACUUUAAAUGUACUCAUCAUGGUGGAGAAGAAUCCCUCAAGCUUGGAGAAAUUUCCAUGCUCAGGUGGAAGAAAGGACACCUAGACUGGUUUAUUGCCUGUAGCCAGUGCCGGGCACAGUUGCUUUAUCUACGUUAAGUCCAAACAGAUGGUUUGCAGUGACACAGACAUGCCAGGGCUUUGACGUGUCCUGAGAGCAUCUAAACAACAAUUCAACAGCUAACUAAUGUUAUGGUACGGUCACUCAAAUACGAUUGCCCUGGUCAAAAUGUAAGGGGUUGCCAAAGAAGUCAGUAAUCAAGAUGAUUAAGAUUUUAAUGCAAAAAAAUAAAAAUAAAUGAAAUACCAAAAUUUUAAAUAAAGAUGGGAUCAGACCCUGUGCAGAUGUGGCUUGUCCUCACUUGCCUUACUCCAGUUCCCAUCUUGCCCUGGAGAUGGUGGCUCUCUGCACCCCGUAAGGUUUGUCAGUCUGUCUCUGUCUUCCUGCCCUAAGUAGCAAAACAAUCCUUAAAGUGGGCAUGGCUCAUGUGCCCCCACGUGGGGCCACCAAAAUAAUGUGAAGCCAGAAACUGCCUAGAAACCAUGCCUCCCUAGGGAGGCAGGCAGGGAGGCCCACCCUGUACCCAAUCUAGGCUUGGAAGGAGAAGGAAAACUAGUGUAGAUCAUGGACCUCUGUCUUCACUGCUUGAGAGAAGGGCAAGGGGACUGGCCUGACUCACCAGGGUUAUUGAAAACAUGAGAAAUGUCGGACCCUCUCCAGGUCCCUGACCAGCCAGAUGGCCUGAGGAGUUUUGAAGAGCACAGUGAAUCAUGAAAGCAGGCCAUGUCCCCCGUUUCUCCCUCAUCCAGCCCGUCAUCCAGCCCCACCUUCUGGGAGACCCUGGGGCUCAGUAAGCCAGUUGUAGCACCAUCCUCAUCAAGCUCCGUGCAAAGCAAAGGGAACGGGGCAGACGUAAAAGGAAAAACUAAUGGACUGCCAACUCAGGGUUAGGUGUCUGAAGAGACUGGGACCUAAGAUCGAGCCAAGUUCUACCAAACCAUCGAUUUGUUCAUCUCUAAGUUGAAGGUAAUGUCUCUCACCCUGCCGUGUGAGGUGUUCCCAAAGAAUGAAGACUACAAAACAAAAUGGGUUUCAGAUACAACAAAUCACUCUCUGUAUUUAACUAGAGAAUUUUUCAAGUUGUUUUUUAUUUGCUUUUGACAAAAGGGUAGGGGAGUUCUUAGCAUGAACUGUGAUUUGCGCUGGAUGAGGAAGCAUGCCACUUCGUUAUCUACAUUGCUAUGAUCAAAAUAGCUAACAUUUAGGUGCCAUACACCCUACUAUGUUUAUAUGUAUUAUUGCCUUUAAAGGGAGGGUAUUUCUUUUAAUAAUGGAGCUCCAAGAAAGUUAAAGGGAAUUUAUGUAUCUUCUGUUUAUUAAAAGAUUCAUUUUUCAUUCAUUUACUCAUUUGACAAAUAAUUAUGGAUGGAUAAAUAAGCAUACAGGUUUUUCCCUUCUACAUGCUUAAGGCCUCCAAGGAUUACUCCAUGUUAUCUUAGGAGAGUUUGGAGUCUUAUUUGUAAGAAAGAAACCAGUUUAACCAACGAUUUUAUUAUACCAAUACCAAAAGUUAACUUGGUCUCUGAACUCAUAGUGUUUCCUCUACUGCUACCUUGAGACCACACAGUUUUGAAAAUAUUUUGACUCGG